This is a messenger RNA of Dipodomys ordii (Ord's kangaroo rat), 4770 nucleotides long. RefSeq names its product cell migration inducing protein, hyaluronan binding (gene Cemip). The transcript is spliced from 28 exons. NCBI's taxonomy places the organism in Eukaryota, Metazoa, Chordata, Mammalia, Rodentia, Heteromyidae. The record is from RefSeq and is a predicted model, not a curated record. Bases 1 to 3852 code for a protein of 1283 amino acids.
AUGGCGGACCUUGUGUCCACUCGCCUCUGCCUGCCCUGGACACCAGCUACACCUCAUCUAGUCGUCAUAGCGGGCGACAGCCCUGGAUUCCUGGUGGGCAGAGCCUGGCGCUUGGUGGGAAGCACCACUCGCUCCUCACCCCAGGAGGCCGAGCAGCCGCUGGAGCUGGAGAUGCUACGCCCGGAAGACCAGGCCAGCAUGGCGGUCCCUGGGACUGUGCUGACCCUCAGCUGUCUCAUCCUGACCUGCUACCCUGGAGCCACACCCACAGCAGUGGCCGCCGAGUGUCCUGACCAGAGCCCUGAGCUGCAGCCCUGGAGCCCCGGCCACGACCAGGACCUUGGUGUGCACAUCGGGCGGGGGGAGGCGCUGCUGCUCACCUCCUCCGCCACGGUCCACUCCAUCAGCAUCGUGGACGGAGGCAAGCUGGUCAUUAAGGACUACCAGGAGCCCAUUGUUUUACGAACCCGGCACAUACUGAUUGACAGCGGAGGAGAACUGCAUGCUGGGAGUGCCCUCUGCCCUUUCCAGGGCAACUUCAGCAUUGUGUUGUACGGAAGGGCUGACGACCCAGGGGCCCAGCCAGACCCAUACUACGGCCUGAAGUACAUUGGCGUUGGGAGAGGAGGCACCCUCGAGCUGCAUGGGCAGAAAAAGCUCUCCUGGACUUUCCUCAGCAAGACCCUUCGUCCGGGGGGCAUGGAGGAGGGAGGAUAUUUUUUCGAAAGGAGCUGGGGCCACCGUGGCGUCAUUGUUCACGUCAUUGAUGCGAAGUCAGGCUCAGUCAUCCACUGUGACCGGUUUGACACGUACAGGUCCAGGAAGGAGAGUGAGCGUCUGGCCCAGUAUCUGAGCGCAGUGCCUGAGGGCAGGAUCCUCUCGGUCGCAGUGAACGAUGAGGGCUCUCGACAGCUGGAUGACCUGGCCCGGAAGGCAGUGACCAGACUGGGCAGCAAACACUUCCUACACCUUGGGUUUAGACACCCGUGGAGCUUCAUCACCGUGAAAGGAAACCCCUCUUCCUCGGUUGAAGACCACAUUGAGUAUCACGGACAUGGAGGCUCUGCUGCCGCCCGAGUUUACAAACUGUUCCAGACGGAGCACGGUGAAUACUUCAAUGUUUCCUCAUCCAGUGAGUGGGUCCAAGAUGUGGAGUGGACAGAAUGGUUCGACCAGGACAAAGUGUCUCAGACUAAAGGUGGGGAGAAGAUUUCAGACCUCUGGGCAGCUCACGCAGGAAGAAUCUGCAGCCAUCCCAUCGAUGUUCAGGCCACAACCCCGGAUGGCGUUGACCUCAGCACCGACAUUGUCUAUAAGAAGGGCCAGGGCUAUAGGUUUGCCUGCCACGACCUUGGCCACGCCUGCCAGCGCUACCGCGUGCGCUUCCUCUGCGGGAAGUCUGUGAGGCCCAAACUCACGGUCAGCAUCGACACCAACGUGAACAGCACCGUCCUGAGUCUUGAGGACGACGUGCAGACGUGGAGGCCGGGAGACACGCUGGUGGUGGCCAGCACCGACUACUCCAUGCACCAGGCCGAGGAGUUCCGGGUGCUUCCCUGCAGAGCCUGUGCUGCCAACCAAGUCAGAGUGGCGGGGAAGCCUCUGUACCUGCACAUCGGGGAGGAGAUAGAUGGCGUAGACAUGCGGGCCGAGGUCGGGCUCCUCAGCCGGAACAUCGUGGUGAUGGGGGAGGUAGAGGACAAGUGCUACCCCUACAACAGCCAUGUCUGCAGCUUCUUCGACUUCGAUACCUUCGGGGGUCACAUCAAGUUUGCCCUGGGCUUUAAGGCUGCACAUCUUGAGGGUGUGGAGCUCAAGCACAUGGGGCAGCAGCUGGUGGGCCAGUACCCAAUUCACUUCCACCUGGCUGGAGACGUGGACGAGAAAGGAGGCUACCACCCACCCACGUACAUCAAGGACCUCUCCAUCCACCACACAUUCUCCCGCUGCGUCACCGUCCACGGCUCUAAUGGCCUGUUGAUCAAGGAUGUUGUGGGGUACAACUCCCUGGGGCACUGCUUCUUCACGGAGGACGGACCAGAGGAGCGCAACACCUUCGACCACUGCCUGGGCCUCCUCGUGAAGUCCGGAACGCUCCUCCCCUCCGACCGGGACAGCAGGAUGUGCAGGGCGAUCACAGACGACUCCUACCCGGGGUAUGUCCCCAAGCCCCGGCAGGACUGCAACGCUGUGUCCACCUUCUGGAUGGCCAACCCCAACAACAACCUCAUCAACUGCGCAGCGGCAGGGUCCGAGGAAACGGGAUUUUGGUUCAUUUUCCACCACGUUCCCACGGGCCCCUCCCAGGGGAUGUACUCCCCCGGCUACUCAGAACACAUUCCCCUGGGCACGUUCUACAACAACCGAGCACAUUCCAACUACCGGGCUGGCAUGAUCAUAGACAACGGAGUCAAAACCACAGAGGCCUCGGCCAAGGACAAGCGGCCUUUCCUCUCCAUCAUUUCUGCUCGGUACAGCCCUCAUCAGGACGCGGACCCCCUGAAGCCCCGGGUGCCAGCCAUCAUCAAGCACUUCACUGCCUACAAGAACCAGGACCACGGGGCCUGGCUGCGUGGCGGGGACGUGUGGCUGGACAGCUGCAGGUUUGCUGACAACGGAAUCGGUCUGACCCUGGCCAGCGGUGGGACCUUUCCCUACGAUGACGGCUCCAAGCAGGAGAUAAAGAACAGCCUGUUUGUUGGUGAGAGCGGCAAUGUGGGCACAGAGAUGAGGGACAACAGGAUCUGGGGCCCAGGCGGCGUGGACCACAGUGGAAGGACCCUUCCUAUCGGCCAGGACUUUCCUAUUAGAGGGAUUCAGUUCUAUGACGGCCCUGUCAACGUUCAGAACUGUACCUUCCGGAAGUUCGCGGCCCUGGAGGGCCGUCACACCAGCGCCCUGGCCUUCCGUCUGAACAACGCUUGGCAGAGCUGCCCGCACAACAAUGUGACCCAUGUUGUCUUUGAGGACGUCCCGAUUACUUCCAGAGUGUUCUUUGGCGAGCCCGGACCGUGGUUCAACCAGCUGGACAUGGAUGGGGACAAGACCUCGGUGUUCCAUGACGUGGACGGCUCCGUGUCUGAGUACCCCGGCUCCUACCUCACCAAGGAGGACAACUGGCUGGUGCGGCACCCAGACUGCAUCGACGUCCCCGACUGGAGGGGGGCCGUCUGCAGCGGGCGCUACGCACAGCUCAGAGCCCAGAACGAGAGGGAGAGGUUUGCCUUCUGCUCCGUGAAAGGCUGCGAGAGAAUAAAGAUCAAAGCCCUGCUUCCGAGGAACGCGGGCGUCAGCGACUGCACGGCCGCCGCCUACCCCAGGUUCGCCGAGCGGGCCCUGGUGGACGUGCCCAUGCCCAGGAAGCUCUCUGGGACGCAGCUGAAGACAAAAGACCGUUUCCUGGAGGUGAAGAUGGAGAGCUCCAGGCAGCACUUCCAUCUUCGCAGCGACUUCGCUUACGUGGAGGUGGACGGGAGGACGUUCCCCAGCCUGGAGGACGGCGUCCAGGUGGUGGUGGUGGAUGGGCGCCGGGGACACGUGGUGAGCCACACCAGCUUCAGGGCCUCCGUUCUGCAGGGAGUCCCACGGCAGCUCUUCACCUACGUGUCGGCUAUCCCUGACAAUUCCAUAGUUCUCAUGGUGUCAAAAGGAAGGUACACCACCAGAGGCCCGUGGACCAGAGUGCUGGAAAAGCUAGGGGCAGACAAAGGGCUCCGACUGAAAGAGAAAAUGGCUUUGGUUGGCUUCAAGGGCAGCUUCCGGCCCACCUGGGUGACUCUGGAGACCGAGGACCACAAGGCCAAAAUCUUCCAAGUGGUGCCCAUCCCCGUGCUGAGGAAGAAGCGGCUCUGAGGACCGCGGCCACCUGGUGGUGGACUCUGACAUGGACUCGUGGCCUCAGCCGGCCAGGGCAGGACGGAGGGCUUCCCCAACCUGUCCAGCAUGGCCCAGCCGCCUGCUGCCCGGAAGGCCAAGUCGCAGCCCAGAUGGGCCUCUGGCGGGCUAUCCGAAACCCUUGGUGCUGCCUCCCCCGUCACGUCUACCUGUAGCCCUGGGCAGUGCUGGCUGGUGCUCUUUCCUACAGCCUCCCGGGGGCUUCUCUAUCUGUGCCUCUUGCGCAGGGGGUGUAGGACCAUCCAAGGAGGAGACAGGAGUGUGCCAGCAACCGUGGUCUAUUUGGGCAAGCUAGGAAGUUCCUGAGGGCUGGGUCAUCCCAGAGCCCCACGCUCGCCAGCAGACGGCUUGGGGGAGCAGAGAGAGGAACAGGGCCCCGGGCCUUGAGGUGGCUUUGUUCCGGUGAGCCGAUGUGCAGACGGGGCUGGUCAGGAGGGAGCCAGCUCCCCAGGGGAGGAGGCUGGCUUGGGCAGGCUUCAUCCAGCCCACUGGGACUUGGACUGGGUGGUCCUCAAAAGAGGUCCUGGAAUCACUGGCUUUUCACACAUACCCGGAGUGGCCCAGUCUCCGUGACGGGUGGGUUGUGGGGCACACAGGACGAGGCGGUGAGGACUGAAUGGCCAGUGUGGGCAGGGCGGGUCAGCGGCCAGGCCUCUGCGCUUUGAUGCUGGGCAGGGAGCCUGAGAGGCAGAUGGGAUGGUGCCAUUCGGUGGAGCAAAGAUGACAUGUGCCUGUGGCCCUGCAGUGCUCGCAGGGGGGAGGGAGGGAGGGAGGAGGCCACCUGGGUGGAGAGAUAAGGUAGUGGCCAGAGCUGGGUGCUCGCUGGAGGCCUUUGCUCUGCCAGCUGGCCCACUCACAACAGGGCCACGGAGGAGG